CGCGCGCCCGCCGCCCAGCCCCAGCUGGCCCGAGACUGGUCCGCGAGACGCCCGCCGCUCCGCCGGCGACCCGCAAGACCGCCCCCGUAGAGAGAGCGGCGGGCCCGGCCCCCGCGGCAGACCCAGCAGCAGCCCCCGCGCAGGGGUUGAGCAGAUGGCGCGCGUCCACGCCGGGAUGCUGUUCACGGUGAAGAACACCUUCCUCAACUUCGACGAGCCGGCGCAGGAGCCGGCCCUGCGGCGUAGCUGCUCGGACUGCGCGCUCCUGGCCCCCCGGGUCGCGGAGGCCCUGGGCCGCGCGGCGCUCUGCCAGGACGCCCUCUGCGCGCUGCCCCGGGGCGCCGCGCCGCCGCGGCGCCCCAAGGAGGAGCCCCCGGCUCCGCCGGCGGUCGAGGCCUCCGCGGUGCAGGUGCCCGUGGGGCCGGGCACGCCGCCCACCGAGCUGCGGACCACAGUGAUGCUUCGGAACCUGCCCUACCAGCUCACCCUCGGCAAGCUCGUGGAGCUCCUGGAGCUGCGCGGCCUCGGCGGCAGGUACGACAUCGUCUAUGUGCCGAUGGACUUCAACAGGAAGCAGAGCCUGGGGUAUGGCUUCGUGAACCUGGUCAGCCCGGAGGCUGCCUCCAUGUGCUUCAGAUCCUUCAACGGCUUGGACAAGUGGCCGUGGAGGUGCUCCAAGGUGUGCCAGGUUGUAUGGAGCGACGUCCAGGGCUUCGACGCGAACGUGGGCCAUUACAGGAACAGCCCCGUGAUGCACCCGGAUAUCCCAGCGCCGUUCAAGCCGACCAUCUAUAGCGGCGGUUUGCCAGUGGAGUUUCCGCCUCCCACUCGGGAGCUCAAGUGCCCUCGACUCCGGAGGGGACACAUGCUGGUAAAGUGAGUAGUCUUGGUUCUGGCCCGCAGGAGUCAGAGAGGAUGACGGAAGGGAUCGUUCUUCCCACAUUCACAUAAGGCGUUCUUUCCAUGGUUUCCGCAACACGCCAGAUGGGGAUCAGCGUCUAUCCGCAGGUGCCUCAGCGCUUGCGUCUGCCGUGGAGUGCAGCAGACUGUGUUGGAUUCGCGGAACAGGUCAGCCCCAAUGUUGAACGGGUGAGGCUCUGUUAGCCCAGCACUGUUUUUUGAUAGACCAGCUCGAUGUUGAGUAUUUCGAGGUCAUGGCAACCUGCUCCGCCCAGUUUGGGUCGAGAGGCCAUCAUCGCUCUGAACCCGCAGAGAGCAUCGAUGCACCACCAACGGCCCGCGGGAAGCGCAGCGCAUUACGGUCGGUAACCUUUUCUCUCUUUUUUUUCAGCGGCGGCGUUGUCUGGCAGGGCAUGCUGUCCACGGUCUGCGCGAGGCUGCCAGAAGUCGCGAGACCACUCCACUCUUCGCCACGUCCUUCCCCGAAUGGAUGGGGCGGGCGGGGGUAUAUUUUUUUUUUCCGCCUGGGUGGGACGAGUCAUAAGACAUGAUCUUCUGCUGCGCCCGCCCAGCCCUCCGUGCGCGUGAUCUGCUGCUUCCUCCGCCCGGCCCACCGCGGGAGGCCCCCGUGCGCGGGGCUCCGUGCACGGGCACCACAGCGGCUUCGGCUCGCACGGCCCCGUGCACGGUCGGCCCUGGCGCCGCGGCUCGCGCGCCCGCGCUGCCCGAACCACGGGCCCCCGAGGCCCGAGCUCCUGGGACGAGGGCGGG
Molecule: messenger RNA, 1671 nt
Organism: Prorocentrum cordatum
Lineage: Eukaryota; Dinophyceae; Prorocentrales; Prorocentraceae
Source: the annotation of a GenBank genome assembly